This is a messenger RNA of Pomacea canaliculata, 6052 nucleotides long. Its product is annotated as tyrosine-protein kinase RYK-like. NCBI's taxonomy places the organism in Eukaryota, Metazoa, Mollusca, Gastropoda, Architaenioglossa, Ampullariidae. Bases 82 to 1854 code for a protein of 590 amino acids. The record is from RefSeq and is a predicted model, not a curated record. The transcript has 14 exons. Gene Ontology annotation, molecular function: ATP binding; protein kinase activity. Gene Ontology annotation, cellular component: signaling receptor complex. Gene Ontology annotation, biological process: axonogenesis; positive regulation of kinase activity; cell surface receptor protein tyrosine kinase signaling pathway.
CGCACCAAAAACAGCGGCGAUGGUGGGAAUGUCAAUAGAGCGUGAUUUGAUGUUGGGAGGUUAACAGCAUUUUGGGGGAAAAUGCUGUUCUCGUGGCUUAUUUUGCGUUUUCUGCCGUUUUUUGGAUCUAUAUGUGUAACAACCUCAAAUCUUAAUUUGUACAUGGAUGCAAAGGAGACGAGGAGAUUGUUGGGUCUCCAGGCAGAGCUUUACUACGUUCGAGAUGGCAUCAUCAACAGCUAUGCCCUGUCCUUCAACCUUCCAGUCAGCGCCAAUAUCGAUCACAUCUGUUUUACCUGGCAAAGUCUGAGAGAAAAUCCACAGAUGUUCUACAGCAUGAAUUUCUCGGUCUCCAACCCACGGGCCAUGAGAAUGCCGGAGCCGGACAUCAGCCUGAGUGGAAUCGUGCCCAACGAACUUUCAGAGUUCAAGGUCACUCUUCCGUGCUCGGGCCUGAUGAGCGCUGAGGUGGACAUCCGCAUGCAGAUGAACAUUAACAUAUUCUCCGCCUCCAACCUGACGGUGCUCAACUUCAAGCGUCGGAAAAUCUGCCUGAAAGACAACUCCAUCUGGGUGAAGGAUCCCAGCGGUGCCAUUCCGGUGGGUGCCAGAAACAGCUCCCAGCUAUACAAAGACCUGGGCCAGACGUUUUCAUCGUCCACAUCCUCAGAUGCCUCGACUUCCGGACUGACGACGUCGACCCACAUCUUCUACAUCGCCGUGGGCUGCACGUGCGCGCUGAUCCUGCUGACCGCCAUGGCGGUGGCCGUUUACUACCUCAACUCCCAGCGCUCCAUGGACCGCUACUCGCGCCGCAUCAACUACUAUGACAGCAGCAGUUCACAGGCGUUGACAGCUCAAAGCCAGACGUUUUUGCGCCCGGACACACCCAACAACGCCAGCGGCACGGGUCUUCCCAACUUCCGGCGAGGCAUCUCCCCAGCAUCGGAGCUGAAGCCCACAGACAUGAAGACAGUGCUGAAAGAGAUAGCAAUUGAGAGGAAAGCCAUCACACUGGGGGAACUUCUGCUGGAAGGAACAUUUGGCCGGAUAUACCAUGGAACUGUCCUGUGGGAGGAUGAGGAUAAGGAGAGCAAGGAACAAGAAGUUGUUGUCAAGACCGUCACAGACCAAGCACGGCCAGACCAGGUAUCCCUGUUUUUGACUGAGUCAAUGAUGCUAAAGGGCAUGGCACAUGUAAAUAUCUACACCGUCCUAGGAGCUUGCUCUGACGACGCUGGUGCACCACCAUUGGUUGUCUACCCUCACACCAAGGAGGGAAAUAUGAAGAAAUUCUUGCAGAAGUGCCGCAUGUCAGAAUGUGGCUCCAGAUAUACACUGAACACACAGCAGCUUGUGUACAUGGCCAUACAAAUCAUUCGUGGGGUGCAAUACCUUCAUCGCAAAAAAAUCAUCCACAAAGACAUUGCCACAAGGAACUGCGUUGUGGACCAGGGCAUGCAAGUCCUAGUAACUGAUAAUUCUCUGGCCCGUGACUUGUUUCCCAACGACUACAACUGCCUUGGUGACAAUGAGAAUCGGCCGGUCAAGUGGAUGUCUGUGGAGGCGUUGGUCAACAAGUGUUUCUCACCUGCCAGUGAUGUGUGGGCAUUUGGUGUGACUUUGUGGGAAAUGAUGACGCUUGGUCAGCAGCCAUACGCAGACAUAGACCCCUUCGAAAUGGCUGCUUACCUUCAAGAGGGCUACAGGAUUGCACAGCCACAUAAUUGCCCUGAUGAGCUGUUUGCUGUGAUGGCGUGCUGUUGGGCAAUGUCUCCAGACGAAAGACCAAAGUUCACACAGCUGCUUGUCUGUCUACAAGACUUUUAUACAGCCCUUGGUCGCUUCAUCUGAUCAUUGAUUUUCACUUCAUCACUUGUUCACCAUUUGGUCAAUUCACCUGAGCCAUAUUAGACUGAACUGCCACCUCAGGACUCAAAACGCUUGUCAAGUAUUUUGUUUCACUUAGGCUGAGCAUUCUGGGACCUGUCUUUGGUCCCUUGAAACAAAAUCAGCAGUGAAGAUCUGUCCUUGCAGUAAGCUUGCAUGCCAACUGAUGAUGCACAUUCAUUGACACUAAAGAGGACAGUACCUGCUCUGCAGUCUCCCUUUCUGAGAAAGAGUGCAUCUGACUUAAAGGAUCUAUUUUGGAUCACCUUAACCAGCAUUUGUCAAAACCAAUCCAAUGCUGGUUUGUGAGAUUGUAGGAGUUUUGCAUCUUAUGACUUAUGUGCUGGCUUCUUCGUCAAGGAUGCCAGUGAGCAGACAACCUGCAAUGGGGAUAGAAAUCUUCUUUCCAGUCAACAGUUUCUACUAGAGUUUUGCAAUCUAAGGAAUAGACUUGCAAGCUGGCCCAGGGCCUCUGCAGUAUGCAGAAAGAACAAGACACUAGGUGGAGUUUUACAGUAAUGAGUUUACAUUAGCCACCAAGCAGCCUGAAGCAAGCUUCUAGACAAUACAAAAAACAGAGCACAUUGUUGUGAACCAGACUGUUGGCAGAGAACACCAGUUUUAUUGCAUGGGAGUUCAGCAAACCUUCAUCCUGCUUGAUGCUCACCAGAAGUAAUCAAGUACAUGCUUUUGUUUGAUGUAGUGGUUGAGACUUCACCAUCUUGAUUAUUUGGCAGACAUAGACUUUCUUCCUGCCUCUUGCCGGUCACCACACAUGCCAUGACUGCCAAACAAAGAUAGCUUUUGUAUUUUGAUGCUGACAAAGGUGCCCAAAGGCACAGUCAAGAAAACUUCGUUGGAUCACCACAGGGCACAUUUUGUAUUCAAGCAUGUCCCAUUUUUUACAGGCCAUUUUAUUGUCCAGGGCUUUGAACAGUUUUCAAUGAUGGCACCACAAUUUUUGGUGAGCGUAUAUAUGACAUUUCAUGGCAGACUUGUCUUCCAAAAUAUUUAUUACUUGAACAGAAGAAUCAGUGAGCUUUUAAUAUGAUGACACAACCUCUUUGUUAGGGUGUGAGUCUUCACAGAAACUCUUUUGUCUUUAUCUCACAGUGUGGAAAAAAUUAUCUCUGGUCCUCUUUGUUUGUUGCUGUAGUUUUUUUUUUUUAAUUCUUGUGUGUAUUCAGAAUAGACCUAUGACCUAUUCCAAAGGAUAAUAAGUUACUGUAGAAUCAAAUAUUUUAAACCUUGCCAUUCCUACAGUUUCUUUGCAACUAGCUUUAAAAAAUAGGAGAAUCUGCUGUUUUCUUGCUAGAGAAGGAGAGUUCCUAAAAGAGGGAAGAGACACCAAUGGGUGAUCCUAGAAUAAUGGCCUCUGCUGAGCACUGAGCAAGAGGUCCUGACAGUGGGUGGCAUUUGAACAAAAUCUAUCCUGACACCACUAUAGCACCACAAACACCAUGCAUAACCCUCUACCUUUUGUUUUUUCAAAUAAUCCCAGGUCAGUGCUGAGUGUGUAGAAAAGCAUAAGGUCCAGUGAGAAUUAACAGUUCUAAGUUAAUCCAUUGAUGCACACAUUGUUAAAAGCUGCUGGAGGGGCAGGAAAUCAAGUGUGUAUAUUGAUAGGCAUAUUUGAUUCUGUGAUGAGAGGGCUAGAGAGUGUAAGUGUGAAUAUGUCUGUACAUAAACCUGUGCAUUUGUUUAAUAUCUACUUAUACCAAGAUGAGUAUUGAAUUCCCUGCAUUGUUUGGUCUGACAAUCACUGCCAUAUUUACAUACCCUACUUCUAUUAUCAUUGUCGUCGUCAUCAUCAUCAUCAUCUCAAUAUGCUGCAUUUGUAAAACAUUACUUUUUCCUAAAUAUUUUGAGUGGAGCAUCUUCCUCCUGAACUUGUCUAAAUACUUCUGGAACUUAUUCACAGACUCAGAUGGUAUUAAUGUGAAAGAUUUGCUCAUGCUAGUUUCAAGACUGCAGAAAGAUAUAAGGUUGUAUCCUUUUGACAGUUUCCAAAUAUGCUGUAGAGCAGUGGUUCUCAAAGUGUGGUCCGCGGACCACUAGUGGUCCACCUGCAUAGGUCAGGUGGUCCGCGGCUGACAGUUGUCAUAUGUCAGCAAAGUGAUGUUUAAAGCGAUGCAUUCCUCGCAUUAACAUUUUAAUUACAAAGAAUGAGGUAGUUGUAUGUCAACUUAUUACUAUACUACUGUCACAAAAGGAGGUUUAGUUUUGUACAGAGUGAGUUUUAGGCCUUGGUGGUCCGCCAUCUUUUUUUUACUUAAGUAAAGUGGUCCGCAGUCCGAAAUACUUUGAGAACCACUGCUGUAGAGGGUCAUGGAGCUUUAUUUAUAACACUAGGACUAAGACUACCCUCAAGGGACAUAGAUAUAAACCUUCAUUCUUGUAUAUUGGCCUUUUCAGUCAUUUACUUCAGGUUGUGAGGGCAUUUAUGUAUGCUAGUUUUUAUUAACCAUGUGAAAAUUUAGGAUUGUGCUGACAUAGACCAGACUUAUCGCCAGUAUGUUAUGAAUCAUGUGAUUUUUUUCAAGAAGUGUGUGAUCUGUACUGAGGUAUACAAGUACAAGAAUGUCAGCAUCACCCACAAAUUAAUCAAAACAAAGUUACCAUGACUUGUACAACUUUUUUUUUAAAGCUUGUUUUGAUGAUGCUAUUGUUUUAUGACAAUCAAUUUGUGAAAGAAAUGCAGGAGAAUCAAUAUGGUUAGAAAACACCUAUUUCUUUGUUUUUAUAAUGCCUACAUGAAAUUACAGAGUACAAAGCCUUGUUUCUUACUUUAAAGGAAAAGAGUUUAUUUACAGUUUUAGUAGAUUUUUAAAUUUAUAUGCAACUCUCUUUUAUUUUCCUUGUAUUCAAUGCUUUCCAAUCAGAAUUAAAAUUAAUAAAUGCAUCAAACUUUGACCCCCCCCCCCCAAAAAAAAAAAAUCACAGCUUAUCUGAAUUAUAGAAUAUAUAGAGAAUAUAUUGCUGAGUCUAAGUCAUAUUUUAACCCUUAGAAACUAAAAACUGACAAUUUUCAAAAUUCAAAUGUUAAUUAGUAAUUGUAAUUAAUUUGCAAUUUUUAAGGUAUAUGUAUGUUGUUUGCAAAAGAGAAACAAAUUUUAAGUUCUUUUCUUCAUACAAACCUUAAAUUCUAAUUUUAUUUUUGUCAAGUGAAUAUAUUCCUAUUGUAAUGGUACUACUUUGCUGAUUUUACGUUCUCCCAAAGAAUUCAUGACUGGCAGGAUGAUGUAAUAUAUUAGUUACGUCUUUCAUGACCAUCACAAUAGACUUAUGCACUGUGCAAAUGAAUUUUAAUCUUAAAAUUUAACAGUUGUGAAGGUUUGGGGUUAUUUUUAGGUGGGAAGACAUGGGUAGAAAGGUCAAUACGAAAAAUGGAUGUGCACUAUGUAUGAUGGCCUUGGUGACUUUACAAAAUGGCCAGACACAUUUUAAAUUUUACUGAACAGAUCAUGGGCUGACAAGUUUUGAACCAUAUUUAAUGCACUAGCAUCUCAUAUUUGUUGUUUUUAAACUGGUGACUGUAAAGCCAAAAGUUACAGUAAUGACUAUUCAUGAUGGUGCCAUCUGUAGGUGUGUGUGUGAAAGAGAGAGAAGCAUGGACCUGUGUAUGGAGUCCAUAUGCUUUUUUUUUUUGGUGCAGCAUUGUAUCAUAACUUGUGUUCCUGCAUUACCUGCACACUCUUGUAUCUAGCUCACCUGCUACCCCACUUCUUUAUAACCCUAAAUGCUUUGUAAACUGCUUUGAAUGUACUUGUAUAUUUAUUAUGCAUUUAAUGCAUCAGUCCUGAAAAGAACCUCCCUCACCCUUUGUUUAGCAAAUGUUGCUGUAAAUUAUGCAGAACUGGCCUUGAGUUCUGGGUGAUAUGAAAACUGUUUUGAAUUUUGUAGAUAUGCCAUCUGUGAAAGAAUGUUCGUCACAUGCAUGCCGUUUAACUGCAUGAUUUAAGUAUGGAGUGGUUUAGUUUUUGUAUGAUUGUAUGUAUUACACAGAUACAAUGGAAGAAAGGUAGCUUUCUGUUCAGGGGUAAUUUUUAGUUUGAUGACAUCAGUGCGAAAGUUCCAGAAAGGUUUUUUUUUUGCAUGUGGCUUUUUCACAUUUACUCUUUCUAGAUAAAAAAAAAAAAGAAAUAAAACUUUCAUCCCUGUU